Saprolegnia parasitica CBS 223.65 is the source of this 1848-nucleotide messenger RNA. RefSeq lists its product as hypothetical. Gene Ontology annotation, biological process: rRNA processing. Gene Ontology annotation, cellular component: Mpp10 complex; sno(s)RNA-containing ribonucleoprotein complex; nucleus. The record is from RefSeq and is a predicted model, not a curated record. The transcript has 8 exons. The coding region runs from base 1 to 1848 and encodes 615 amino acids. NCBI's taxonomy places the organism in Eukaryota, Oomycota, Saprolegniomycetes, Saprolegniales, Saprolegniaceae.
AUGACGGAAGCUGCCACGUUCCGCGAUGAUGUGCUCGAGAAGCCCGAGGUCUUCUUCACGCCCUCGGACGACGUCGCGACGACGAUUGCCCACUUUACAAAGUACCUCUUCGACCAAGGCAAGCAAUGUCCUACGACGCCCAAGACGCCAUUGGAUACGCUCUACGUCGAUGGCUUUGACGCCGACCAGAUCUGGGAGCAACUCAAGUUGCAGAACGAACCUGUGGCCAAGGAAGUCGGCCGCUACGUCAAGCGCGUCGUAAAGAACCCGAAAUCGGUCGUGCUCUUCCAUGCGGGUGCGGACGACGACGAGCAAGCCGACGCCGAUGAGGAUAUGGACAACGACGACGCCGACGGCAGCGAGAAGGACGACGGCGAGCUGUCGGUCGAAGACGAGCAGGACGACGACGACGACGAGGCCAUGCACAGCGACGACGAGGACGAUGAGGACGCUCCGAAGAAGAAGCGUGCGGCGCCGAAGAAGACGUCCAAGAAGCGCAAGCGCGUGCCGGAUGCUGAAGGUGUCGAGGACGGCUUCUUCGACUGGGACGAGAUGGAGAAGGCAGCCGAAGAGGAAGAGAACGAAGACUCUAUGGACGACGAAGGCGAGGAUCUCGAAGACGACGACGAGGACGACGAAGAUGAGGACGAAGAUGGCUUGUUUGAAGACGGCGCAGUGAACGAGAAGAAGGCAACAUACAAGGAUUUCUUUGAAGGCGACGACGAAGACGCCGAUGGCGGCAACGACGACGAUGAGGACGACGAGGAAGAUGAGGUCGAGGACGCGGGGUCCGACGAGGACGAGGACGCGCCUACCUCCAACAAGCGCAAGGCGCUCACGGAGGACGAAGAAGAAGACCUCGCGGAGCGUGGCAUUCUCUCGUCGCACCAGCGGCGGAUGGCCAACUUGCACUCGCAGAUCGAGUCGCUCGAAGAAGAGGCGCUCGGCGACAAGCCGUGGGCGCUCAAGGGCGAGGUCAAGGCCGCGGCCCGUCCCGAAAACAGUCUCCUCGAAGCCACGCUCGAGUACGACCGGCCGACGCGCGUCGCACCGACGAUCACGGUCGAGGUGACGCAGGCGCUGGAAGAGAUCAUCAAGGAGCGCAUCCGCGAAGACCAGUACGACGACGUGAUCCGCAAGUUUGCAGUCAACGAGAACGCGCAGCGCGAGGUCGCGGACCUCAGCAUGGAGAAGAGCAAGGAGGGCCUUGGCGAGAUUUACGAGAAGGAGUACAUGAAGAACGCGAUGGGCUUUGAAGACAACUCGGACAUGAAGAAGGAGCAGGAGGAGAUCGAGGCCAUGUUCCAAAAGCUCUGCUGGAAGCUCGACGCGCUCUCCAACUUUCACUUUACGCCCAAGCCUGUCGUGCGCGAGAUGGCCGUGCAGUCGACGGCGCCUGCCAUUUCCAUGGAAGAGGCGGUGCCGAUCGGUGUCAGCGAUGCCACCAUGGCCGCGCCCGAAGAAGUCUACGACAAGAAGCGCAAGCGCGACGCGGUUGUCCGGUCCCGCGAGGAAAUGUCGCAGGACGAGCGCAAGGCUGCUCGCAACGCCAAGAAGCACGCGCGCCGGAAAGAGCGGGCGCAAAAGGACGCGGACGAGCGCCUCGUGGCCAAGAUCAACCCGGGCAUGGGCAACAAGUACGAGAAGAAGAAGAUGCUCGAAGGCCUCCAGGCCAAGAACGUCACUGCGGGCAAGGAGAUCGAGGGCUCGACCCGGCAGUUCUCCAACUCGUCCGAGUUUUUCACCAAGCUCCAAGCGGACGCCAACAAGACGAUCGACCAGCACCGGGCCGAGAAGGCCGCAGCCAAGAAGGCCGACGCCAAGUCGGCGUCGUUCUACAAGCUAUAA